Molecule: messenger RNA, 735 nt
Organism: Trichosurus vulpecula (common brushtail)
Lineage: Eukaryota; Metazoa; Chordata; Mammalia; Diprotodontia; Phalangeridae
Product: 40S ribosomal protein S2-like
Exons: 1
Coding region: 1-735 (244 amino acids)
Biological process (GO): translation
Cellular component (GO): ribosome; cytosolic small ribosomal subunit
Molecular function (GO): RNA binding; structural constituent of ribosome
Source: RefSeq, a predicted model, not a curated record
AUGGUGGACGACGCCAGUGCUGCAGGAGGUGCAGGAGGCCCCGGGGGCCCUGGAGUUGGAGGGCGGGCUGGCUUCCAUGGCGGCUUCGGCAGUGGGGGCCAAGGUCAAGGCCGAGGAUGGGGCCAUGGAGCUCGGGGAGGAAAGGCCGAAGACAAGGAGUGGGUUCCUGUCACUAAGCUGGGCCGCCUAGUCAAGGACAUGAAGAUCAAGUCUUUGAAAAAGAUCUAUCUUUUCUCACUCCAUAUCAAGGAGUCUGAGAUCAUAGAUUUCUUCCUGGGAUCUUCAUUGAAAGAUGAGGUUCUGAAGAUCAUGCCUGUUCAGAAACAAACUAGAGCUGGACCAUGUACUAGGUUCAAGGAUUUUGUGGCCAUCGGUGACUACAAUGGCCAUGUUGGUCCGGGUGUCAAGUGCUCCAAGGAAGUGGCCACAGCUAUUCGUGGUGCUAGCAUUCUGGCCAAGCUGUCCAUUGUUCCUGUGAGAUGUGGUUUUUGGGGGAACAAGAUUGGCAAGCCUCACACAGUGCCCUGCAAGGUCACUGGGCAAUGUGGAUCUGUUCUGGUGCACCUGAUCCCCGCUUUUAGAGGUACUGGCAUUGUCUCAGCUCCUGUGCCUAAGAAACUCCUGAUGAUGGCUGGAAUUGAUGACUCCUAUACUUCUGCAAGAGGCUGUACUGCCACUCUGGGCAACUUUGCUAAGCUACCUUUGAUGCCAUCUCCAAAACAUACAGCUAUCUAA